Laetiporus sulphureus 93-53 is the source of this 828-nucleotide messenger RNA. RefSeq lists its product as uncharacterized. The coding region runs from base 81 to 731 and encodes 216 amino acids. The transcript has 6 exons. Gene Ontology annotation, cellular component: mitochondrion. Gene Ontology annotation, molecular function: flavin-dependent sulfhydryl oxidase activity; flavin adenine dinucleotide binding. Lineage: Eukaryota; Fungi; Basidiomycota; Agaricomycetes; Polyporales; Laetiporaceae. The record is from RefSeq and is a predicted model, not a curated record.
GCGCCGAGCAGGAUGCUCUCGCAAGCCCUGGACUCUCGAAGGCGGGCCAUGACAACGUCGCAGAACCUGCGAUUGGAAGGAUGAUGAUCUCACGUUUUAGCAGAGCAUUCCUCUUCAUUGUCGUACUUCUCUUUUUCAUUGGGUCUAUCGCGCUGUUGCACCCGCCCUCGCGCUCCUACGUCGAUCCAUGGACCGGUAACCUGUUCGGCGAGGGAGGAGUCGAGAAGGACCUUCGUGUCCCGCCACCGAGCAAUCCGGAGAGCGUUCACGGUGGUGUCAUAAUGCCGAAGCUCGGGAAUGCUACUGCGAAGGCGGAGCUUGGGCGAGCGACUUGGAAGCUACUGCACACUAUGACAUUGCGAUAUCCUGAGAGUCCAACACAAGACCAGCGAGAUGCACUGGAUAAUUACUUCCACAUCUUCUCACGACUGUACCCUUGCGGCGAAUGCGCGGGCGAGUUCCAGAAGCUCUUGCGCAAGUAUCCUCCACAGACAUCUUCACGACGCGCAGCGGCGACGUGGCUCUGCUUCGUCCACAAUCAAGUGAACGCGCGCCUACACAAGCCCGAGUUCGACUGCGCCAAUUUGGACGCCACGUACGACUGUGGAUGUGGCGACGAGCCCGUAGGCGCAUCCUCCCCGCCUGCUCGUGCCGAGAACGAUCCGAUGGACCUGGAGAACGACCUCAGUAAAGAUGGAAUCACCGGGGUGGGGAUGAUCAAGGGUGGAUGAUAGCUCGCUGCGUUCACCGCUUCUACAAGUAAUAUAUCCAGCUGGCUAUCUGGCAGGUCCUGCUUGACACCGAAUGGCACGGCAACGUGCAGGACAU